Rhizopus microsporus ATCC 52813 is the source of this 1277-nucleotide messenger RNA. Its product is annotated as mitochondrial carrier. Gene Ontology annotation, molecular function: guanine nucleotide transmembrane transporter activity. Bases 38 to 970 code for a protein of 310 amino acids. Gene Ontology annotation, cellular component: mitochondrion. The record is from RefSeq and is a predicted model, not a curated record. The transcript is spliced from 4 exons. Lineage: Eukaryota; Fungi; Mucoromycota; Mucoromycetes; Mucorales; Rhizopodaceae.
CUUUCUCUUUCUCUCUCUUUUUUCUUUACAAAGGCCCAUGUCACCUCCUAUCAGCAGUAGUCACUCCGAAUCUGGUACAGCUCGUUUCCUUGGUAGCGCCAGUUCUGGUAUCCUUGAAUUAAUCAUUUUCCACCCUGUUGAUACAGUGGCAAAGCGUUUGAUGAGUAACCAAAAUAAGCUUUGGGAAUCUCAUCGUACGUUUGCAGAGAAUAAAGCUUUUGUCGAUAAAGUUGUUUUCAAGGAAGCAGCCUCUGCGGGAUUUGCCAAGAAAUAUGCCUCUCUUUUCCCAGGUCUUGGAUUCGCAGCUGGAUACAAGGUUGCUCAAAGAGUAUACAAGUUUGGUGGACAACCUUUUGUAAAGGAUUACUUGAACAAUCAUCACAAGGAUUUAUUUGUUGGUGCAUUUGGUGAAAAGACAGGAAAGACAAUCAUGCACGCUACAGCAGGUAGUCUUGUAGGUAUUGGUGAGAUUGCUUUGUUACCCUUGGAUGUGCUCAAAAUCAAGAGACAAACCAACCCUGAAGCUUUCCGUGGACGUGGUUUCUUACGUAUUGUUAAGGAUGAAGGUAUGGGUCUUUAUCGUGGUGCUGGCUGGACAGCUGCUCGUAAUGCCCCUGGUUCCUUUGCUCUUUUUGGUGGCUCUGCCUUUGUCAAGGAAUAUGUCUUUGGCUUGAAGGAUUAUAACUCUGCCACCUUCUUCCAAAACUUCUGUUCUUCUAUUGGUGGUGCUGUUGCUUCCAUCACAGUGGCCGCUCCCUUAGACGUCGUCAAGACACGUAUUCAAAACCGUAACUUUGAUAACCCUGAAUCUGGUGUCAAGAUUGUCAAGGAUCUUAUCAAGAAUGAAGGAUUUGCCGGUUUCUUCAAGGGCUUAACACCCAAGAUCUUGGUGGUUGGUCCCAAAUUAAUUUUUAGUUUCACUAUUGCUCAACAAUUGAUUCCCGUCUUCCAUAAAAUGCUUGAUGCUUAAACUUUGUAUAAAUAAAAUUGUGCAUAACUAAAAAUAAACUAUGUGGUCAUCGAUGUUACUUGAUAUUUAUUUUUAGAUAUUGCCAUAGGGAGUAAUAGGCAGGGAGAUGAGGGCAAAGACAGACUAUGACAGUAGGAGAGAAAAAUGCAGAGACUAGCGUUGGAAAUUAAAAAAAGAAUGGCAUCAUAGGGAUGGAAAAAAAAAAGUAAAAUGACAAAAAAGUAUUCAUAUCCGUUCACGGCUUAAUCCCUUUAUGUAUUCUCUACUUUUUACACAAAAAAACAAGAGAAAUUACUUUUCAACUAGG